Molecule: messenger RNA, 6600 nt
Organism: Gadus morhua (Atlantic cod)
Lineage: Eukaryota; Metazoa; Chordata; Actinopteri; Gadiformes; Gadidae
Gene: bcorl1
Product: BCL6 corepressor-like 1
Exons: 12
Coding region: 233-5026 (1597 amino acids)
Biological process (GO): negative regulation of transcription by RNA polymerase II
Cellular component (GO): nucleus
Molecular function (GO): transcription corepressor activity; protein binding
Source: RefSeq, a predicted model, not a curated record
GCUCGCCAAUACGUGAGCCUGGGCGUGGAUGGCGGAACACUACAUAUCCCAUGCGAGAUGUCCACCUUCUACCCCUCUUUCCCACCAGACUAGAGACUGGAGAUACUGUACUGGACUGUCUUGACGAACCCCCCUGGACUUUUAGAACCGAAAUCGUCGAGAUUAGUGGACAGCAGCGAGCAGCGGGGCGAGACGUUGGACCUUUAUUUGAGCCGAGCCAUGUGAUGUUUUUAUGCCAUUUGUACGAACGGAAUAUCACCGCAUCUCAAAGAAGCCUAUAUUAAGUGGCCCACCACCUCCUUCUGUGAAAUGUUGUGUUAAAGAAACACCUAUGCAGGUGGAUCCUACGCUAAUGAAUGUAGGGGAUGGAGGCACGGUGAGCAGAGAGGUCAGUGCUCCAAACAAAGCGUCUUCUCCCAGCAUGGUGGGGAAUCCCCCUCAGACGCUGCCCCCCGAGCUCCGAGGAGAUGUGGUCCUCAGUCAGCAGAAUCGGAACCCUGCGGCCAAGGACUGCACCGUAGCCAAGGAGAACUGUGUGGACACUCACAGCUACAAUCACACCCCGGAGGUGAGUCCGCCACAGCAGCCCGGCAAGGCACCAGCGCCCGGCGCUACGCUCGCCGCUACGGACAAACCAGCGGAGAAGAGGCAGGACGUUGCCAAAAAAAACUCUGACGGGACGGUGGGGUGUCCUGCCUCUCAAUGGGUCGGCGGAGCCAGGGUCCGACCGGCGGAGUCGCUCAGCGCCGCCUACGGUAAUGCGACAUCCAGUAAGAAAUCGCAGACGAAAACGCAGUCUGGGAUGAGUCUUCCCCCUGGGUUCCAGUGCUCAACUUUAUUCAAACCAGGCCAGCCGGUCACUUUUGUCCCAGCCACCAACCUCCCCUCUCCCCUUUGUAAAAUCACUCUUCCGCCCGCACUGGGUCAGAUCGCAGCGCUGCGAGAAGCCGCAGCCACUCAGUUUCAACAGGAAGUCCCGCCUCAAACGCCCUGUUCCGGCGGGACGCUACUACCGAGGACCUACCCGUACCCCUUUUCGGUUGGACGGACUCCCCACCCGGAGAAGAAACCCGGCGCGGUGAUGCCCAAGCUCAAAGCGACCCUUGCAUCGAAUAAAAGCGGGAAAUCCACGGGGAAAGAACACAAGGCCUUGGCCUCUGCCGUGGCGUCGCCCCCGCCCACCACGGCUCCGCCUCUCCAGCCCCCGCCUCCCGGUACGGCCCCGCCCACCCGCUUCACGUUGUCUCCCACCGCCGCCAUCUGCUGUGCCCCUUCGCUGGCCACCAUCACCACUCAGAGCCGGCUACUCAACCAUGUGGAGAAAAGCAACACGGAGGACCAGACCUCCAUGGGCUGCCUGAACUCCAACCCCACGGCUGCUUUAGAGGACCACGGCGACAGCUGCCCCGCCGAGCAGCCGGACGUCCCCCUCGAUCUGUCGGCCAAGUCGAAACGUCCAAAGUGCACCAGUGAACCCUUAAACGCCGUCAGUGCAAAGGAGCGUCACCACAGUGAGUCAGACCACAGAGAGGCUCCUAAUAAUAAUAAUAACAGUAAUAAUAAGAGGGGUAACACGACUAUUUACAGCUCAGCCGUGCAAUACCCGGUUUUACCAAACAUGCAGCGAAACGGCUCUCAUCAAAGACAAACAAGCAGGCAGCCUGGUCACCAUGUCGCGGAGCCCAAGUCGUGGGGGAAGGGGCCCUCACCAGAUUCCAUUAAAAGUAUCCCAGGGACUUAUGUUGGAGUCGCCAGCCCUAUACUGGCUUCUACCUUGAGGGGAAAAGAUGGAAAGGGCACUUUUGUGGACGAAUUUCAGAAUUUUGCAAAGCAGGAAUUCAUAUCCAUCGUUGACCAAGGGGAACACCUGGCCUCAAAGGGCAAGAAGCCAUCCUUUCUAAUGAAAGGAACCCAGCAUCCUCAAAGCGCGAAGCACGCGAACCGCACCAGCACAGCUCUCCCCAAGAAAAGCCCGUCAAAAGUAGCCCCGAUCGCCACCCUGGUGGGCUCCGCUACCGUUCGUCAGGGCGUGGGGGCGGGCAAAACCCCCGCGGCGUUAUCCGCCGCCAUCGUCAAGCCAGCGUGGCAUCAGCCAGCCAUCCUGCCCAACCAGGGGGCAUCCGCUCAGAAAAAGGUCCCCCAAGGACCCCCAAAGACCAAGGGCAGCGGGAGUUCAGAAGCUCCCAAAUACCAGAGUGGCAGUCACAGCCCUCUGAAAGUGGAAGACAACAAGUGGGACCGGGUGAAGUCCCCGUUAUCCACCCUGGAGUCCAUAGUGAAGCAGAAAGCCCUGGAAACAAAAGCAUUUGUCGCUGACGGUUUGGCCCAAGCCCCGGCCGUCGCCGUAAAAAAGGCAGACGUCCCGAAUCCUCUCACCGGGGGCCAGGGCACACAGUCCAAACAACAGACCCUCGAAUAUCCACCGCCCUGGCCCACGGAGAGCAACGACAGGAAGCCGUCCGGCACCCCACACCAAGAGGCCCCGGCGCCGGCCGCCAACAAAACGGGGAGAGCAAAGGCCAGCGAGCGCAGAGAAACCAGUACGGAGCCGCAGGUUCCCAGUCAGGGACUUCAUGAACAACGGGUCUGCGCUAAACCUGCUGCCUUCAGGGCAAGUGCCUCCAUGAACGGCAGCAGGAGGGAGAGUAAACUGGCCCAGGUCUUGGAGGGCGAGUUACUGAAGGACCAUAGCGGAGUGCCGACGGACGAGCCGCGCAAUGCCAAGUUACAGGGAGUCGUUCACUCCCUUCUGACCGGCCGGUGUCUGACAGGCAGCGGCGGGGUCGACAACAAAACAAACGGGACCAAAGAGAAGUCACCCACCAAGGCGAAAUCGUCUGUGAGCAAACAAAAGGCAGCCGGCACUAAAAAGCCUGCAACGGAGAAAUCGCCGCCGGAGCCAUCAAAGAAAGCCACCGUGACCGUGAAGAAGAGGCCGGACAAGGAAAGCACUCCGCUGAAAGUGCCCUGUCUCAAAAAGCAAAAGAAGCCGUGUGCAACGGUGGGGGAGAGGAGUGCAUCAGCAGACGAACCUCCUUCGCACAAUAAAGAGGAGUUGCCCAACAACAGGAGCUCCCUCCACAAAGGGGAACAGGCAACUCUCCGAACACCAGAUGGCGGGCUGAGCAGCCCUCGGAGUCUAGACUCCUCUGCCUCCCCGCGUGGCCUCAGCGCGUCCACUAAGACCGCCAAAUCUCCCGAGAGCUCCACUCCAAGACUGAGACGGGGUCGGCGGCGGUGCGAUGAGGCUCCGCCGGAGGACCCCUGGGGCUUCGCCUCCCCCUCGCCCCCGCCCCCUGCCGCCUCCCUCCGCAGCCCCCCUUCUCCGUCUCCUCCUCCGCCGCCUGCUCCUUCCCCGCCGCCGCCCGCCGCUCCCGCGCCUGCGCAGCCAGCGCGCCGCCCCAGGGGCCGGCCCCGCAGCAACCCGCUGCCCAGGGACACGAAGCCGGCCAAGGUCAGGACGCCGGCGGCCGCCACCGCCGCCCCCCCGGCUGCGGGAGACACGCCGGCCCACAAGAAGCGCCGGCGCUGCCGCAGCAGGAAGUACCAGAGCGGGGAGUACAUCGUGGAGAAGGACAGGCUGGAGGACCAAGGACCCCAGAGCCCCACCCCAAACGACGGAAAGACAGACGAUUUACAGAGCGGUUUAUCCCCAAGUCACGGGGCCUCCAGUCCUGCCCUGGCCCUCCAAGGGGCCCUGUUUACCCGCUCGGGGUCCGGCGGCUACCACGAGAGUGAGGUGUCCCCGGAGGGCAGCGACAAGCCGUCAGGAAAGAGGAAGUUCAAAACCAAACACACCGACAACGAGGAGCCCAAGGCGAAGCCCAAGCGCGGCGGCUUGGGGAAGCGAUCCGCAUCGUUACCGCCCGACGAGGACACCGCCGCGAAGAAGCGGACCAGUCCCCCGGCCACGCCGAAGAGCCCGCUGUCCCCACCGCCCAGUAAGAAAGGCUCCGCAGGCGGGGGCAGCGGGCCCGAGUCGCCGCCCAGGAAGCCCGUCCCCCCAGAGGUCCGUCGACUGAUCGUCAACAAGAACGCCGGGGAGACCUUGCUCCAGCGGGCCGCCAGGCUCGGCUACCAGGAUGUCGUCCUUUACUGUCUGGAGAAGGACAUCCGAGAGGUCAAUCGCCGUGACAACGCCGGCUACACGGCCCUCCACGAGGCGUCGUCCCGGGGAUGGACGCAGAUCGUCCAGAUCCUGCUGAGGCACGGGGCUGACGUCAACUGCAGCGCCCAGGACGGAACGCGGCCCAUUCACGAUGCAGUGGCCAGUGAUAACCUCCCAAUAGUGUGGCUGCUGCUCAAUCAUGGGGCAGACCCCACGCUGGCCACCUACUCCGGACACACAGCAGUCAAGCUGGCCCACAGUCCCAACAUGAAGACCUUCCUCACAGAAUACUUCACCGAUCUGGAAGGACGGAGCGAGCAUGAUCCCUUUCUGCUGUGGGACUUCCACAGUAGUUCCCUGUUUGAGAGCGAGCAGGAGCCCUGCUGGGAGUUCCUGCUGUUGGAGCAGAACGGGGAGCAGGAGGAGCAGGGGAGAGGUCCGGCCGACGGGGACCCCGACAGAGACGGCCUGCUGUUUGAGUUCUCCUCGGAGCCGCUGCUGCCCUGCUACCACGUCCAGGUGUCACUCACCCAAGGCUACUGCAACUGGUUCCUGCUGGCGGACGUCCUGCGGCGGCUGAAGAUGUCCACGCGCAUCUUCCGCUCGCGCCACCCCCACCUGGAGGUGGUGAGCCUGGCGGGGGCGGAGCUCUGGAGGCAGGUGGCGCUCAGCCAGGUGAGCGGCGCCCUGGCCCCGCCCCACCGGGGGAAACGGACGGAGCGGGACGAGGAGGACGAGGACGAGGAGCAGGACGAGAAGGGAGACGAGGAAGGUGGGGACGAGGAAGGGCAGGUGGAGCUGGUGCGCUGUGUGCCCGAGCUCCAGAGACUGCUGGGCUCCUCCAUCCACAUUCUGCCCGAGGAGGAGCAGGCGACGGAGGUGGAGCGCGCUUGUGUCGGCAGGCCUCGUGGUCGAUAGCCCCCCCCCCCCCCCCCCCUCGUCGUGCUUCAAAAGCUUAACCUUGCGUCUACCCUAUUGUGCUCCCUCGGGAGGGUGCAGUUGUAAGAGAGAAUCCUCUCCAUCCCGGUUUUUUUUUCAGCAAGGCUGGUGGACGAUUUGGGGGGUCCAAGCACUUAAACUCUCGCCAGGGUCUGGGACUGGACCGGUCUCUCUGACCUCUUGACCUCAGCUGUAGGUCCAUCAUCUGGUGGUCAAAGAAAGGACAAAAGCGCACAGUAACAGACAAGUGACGACACUUGGUGCUCAGAAGUAUAAAUAUAACAGCAAUCAGGUUCCUAUCAAUAGGUCAAUUUGAUUACACAUGAAUUAUGGAACACUUUUUUUGAUUGAAUGAUCAUGAUUGAAUUAUAAUUAUAAUUGUAGUCUCGUGGCGAGAGGUGGGACGACAUCGACGAUCAGAACUUUUUGGUUUUGAGUUUGUUCCUGAUGGGAAAGCGCAUCAUGCUUUCUUUUUUUUUUUCUUUCGAGGGGAAAGAUAAUCCAAGUCAUUUUUUCUUUAUUUUUCUCUUGGUGAAAUACGGCUAAGAGGCUUAGGCCCGGCUUGACCCCGUUGGGGUCCAGAUGGUCUCUCUGUGGACCUGGGGACACCCGGGCCCCCUGCAGCGGUCCGACCCCACGGCACAUCGUAUUGUCCUGCAAACGCACCCUUCUCCUCCUCUCUCUCGCACACAGCUUUACCCCGACCCCCCCCCCCCCCCCCCCCCCUUACCGCUGACACACUUCAUGUUCUUAUCCAGAGGAGACGGUGUACAAAACAUUACCGGACACACCCUAUUCUUUUUGCUGUGUGUUACCAUUUCACACAAAACAAAUGUCCCAGGCUCGGCUACAAAGUGAUUUUAAUUUCUUCGGGGUUCCUUGUUCUUGUUUUUAUUUGUAACAUUUUUUAAGGGGGAAUACUUGAGAAUGUGAACUUGUUUACAGAUUUGCGAAGAUGAAAAGUUUUUGUAGCUACGCCCUCCGCCCGCCCCCAUCCCGGAAGCCUCCUCCCGGAGCCGUUCCACCCCCCCCCCCCCCCCCCCCGGAACUCUAAAGCCUUGUAAACUGCACCCCUGACCCCUGAACCCUAACCCGCCCCUCCGUCCAUGUGGUCUUCUGGAACUCUCCUUGCUGCGUGUUUUUAUUUACACUGUUUUUGUUUUGUUUGUCUGUGCUUAAUUUAAUAGUCAUUAAUAUAUUUGACCUUUUGUGUAUGGGACAGAACUAUCUAUGAAAUCUUGUUUUGUUUUGUUUUGUAUAUGGUUGGUGCUUCAUUUCUUUGAAUUGUACUAAUUAGGAUUCCUUGAUUCUGUUUUUUUCUUUUUCUCUUCCUGAUUGGAAAAAAACAGUAUUUCAGCAAAGCAAAAGUACAGUUUUAAUGUACUGGUGCUAAAGUUUUGUGUUGACAAUCAAUGAAGUUUUUGUUGGAGGUCAUGAAGUAAAGAAAAGAUAUUUAAGAUAAUGUGAUCGAAAGGUAAAUAAAAGUAUAGUGAAUGGGAUACACCAAGCCUUCAAGCAACCUGUGUGAGAACAAUAAAGAAACUUUUAUUUGA